UUACUUGCUUGCAUUUCAAACUGAUAUUUAACAUUGCCAUCUUGUAUGCAUCAAUGCUGUCAUGGGAAGACAUCAUUUACGACAAGAACAUGGACCUCGACAGCAUAGAGGGGCUAAAUGAAGUGCGUCCAGCUGUGUACCGUGCUGCUCUGAAGCUUCGCUCUCUGCAGAAACUAUGUCAGCUGCAUACUAUGACUCAGCCGGAGCUGAGCCUCGCUCUUCAAGUCUUUAGUCAGUCUGCCGACCUGCAAACACAGCUCUCCGCAGCCGAGGUGACACGGGGCCUGGGGCGACUUUUCCAGAGUGUGCCAGAGGAACUUCCUGCUCAGGUCGUGGCGGAUGCAAUCGACCAGACUACGAGAGUCCUCUUCAAGCUGUACGACAGGGAGCAGACAGGGACUGUGGCGCUCCAUUCAGUGGAAGCAGCCCUGACUGCCCUUUCUGGAGACCCACUCAUCGCCAAAUAUAGAGCUCUCUACCAGUUGGGGGAGAGCCUGAGUGGUCGUCUAGGCAACGAGAGCAGCACAGUGACCCGAAGUGGACUGAGGACUCUACUGCAUGACCUCAGCCAGGUGCCAGCUGUGGUGCAGGAGAGCCAUGUGUUCGGCCAUGUGGAGACCGCCGUCAGGUCAUGUUUCACUGGUGUGUUGACUGCAGGUGUGUGUGAGGAGGUCUUUGUCCGCUGGCUGCAUUCGGAGCCUCGUCUGCUGCUGUGGUUCUCUACCCUCUACCGGGUCUCCGCCAGUGAGGCCGUGGUACACGCCGUACGCUGCCGUGCCUGCAAGGCCUUCCCCAUCACCGGACUCAGAUAUCGCUGUCUGAAGUGUGUCAACCUGCACCUGUGUCAGACGUGUUUCCUGACGGAGAGGCGCAGCAAGAAGCACAAGCCCUCUCAUCCAGUCCUGGAGUUCUGUUCCCAGCCAACAUGGAAGGAGUCUUUAUCCUCUUUGGCAUCUAAUGCUCGCCAUGCCCUGCUGCCCCGACGCUACACGAGGAGGGAGGCGGAGAGGAGACGCAAGCUCAGCCGAGGGGAGGCCAGCAGUGAUCCAGCGCACAUCCCUCAUGCAGGGUCUCCUGCGGAUGAGAAGCAGCUGGGUGGUUUGCAGCCUUCCUGUGACUUGGUAAACACAGCCAGCUCAAUACCACCACCACCACCACCACCACCGCUUUCUCCAUCGCACUAUCCACCACCUCACCUGCCAUCCUCGGCCAGUUCUCCUCCACCUCCUCCCCAUCCUGCCUCGUCUUCCCCCCCGGCCUCUCCUCAGGUACAGGUGGAGUCCAAAGGCCUGCAGACCGAGGAGGACAUGCAGACUCAGAGGAAAACGUCCCUUCUCCAGAAAGACCUGCAGGUCACACAGCAGGUGAUGAAGGAUCUACAGAGAGAUAAGUGGCUGCUGCAGCAGGAGUUCCAGGUGUGGCGCGUGGCGGCCCAGUCGGAGCACGACUCCCUGGAGGACAGGUGUGCAGAGCUGGAGGCCACCAUGACGGCCCUCAACCAACACAACCACAGCCUGGAGAAGGAGCUCAGGAGACUACGACAGACUUUGAGCCAAAGAGGAGGGAACUCUGGCGGUGACAUACGUCCACCUUCCUCCCACGGGUCAUCAUCACUAGACGGUGGCGACGGUGCCGGAGGAUCUCUGAGUUCACGCUCGCAAAGCCCCGCCUCACAACCGCCAUCCAUCGAGGAGGACGGAGGAGAGACGAUACACCAUGAGCAGCCUGCACUGGAGAACCUGGAUGUGGAAGAUGACAAAGAGGAGGAGGAGGAG
Engraulis encrasicolus (European anchovy) is the source of this 1775-nucleotide messenger RNA. Its product is annotated as dystrotelin-like. Gene Ontology annotation, biological process: synaptic signaling. The transcript is spliced from 13 exons. NCBI's taxonomy places the organism in Eukaryota, Metazoa, Chordata, Actinopteri, Clupeiformes, Engraulidae. Gene Ontology annotation, cellular component: plasma membrane. Gene Ontology annotation, molecular function: zinc ion binding. The record is from RefSeq and is a predicted model, not a curated record. The annotation marks the transcript as partial.